Messenger RNA from Ctenocephalides felis (cat flea), 1044 nucleotides. RefSeq names its product uridine phosphorylase 1-like. NCBI's taxonomy places the organism in Eukaryota, Metazoa, Arthropoda, Insecta, Siphonaptera, Pulicidae. Gene Ontology annotation, molecular function: uridine phosphorylase activity. Bases 1 to 1044 code for a protein of 347 amino acids. Gene Ontology annotation, biological process: nucleotide catabolic process; uridine catabolic process. The record is from RefSeq and is a predicted model, not a curated record. Gene Ontology annotation, cellular component: cytosol; cytoplasm. The transcript is spliced from 10 exons.
AUGUCUCGAGCAAAUAAACCUCAAGAGCUUUCUCUGUCAGAUGAAGAAAGGGACGAGUAUUAUGAAGGUACUGUAAGACUUAGGAACCCACACAUCGAACUAAUGGAUCAAGAUAUUUUGUAUCAUUUGGCUUUAGGCAGUGAAUCACACGAUUUGGUAGAAAUGUUUGGUGAUAUCAAGUUUGUAUGCAUGGGAGGAACACCAAAACGUAUGGAAACUUUCGCGCACUUCAUCAUGGAGCAGAUUGGUCACAAACUACCAACUGGUACUCAACUACAAGAUAUUAGUGAGUUCUCCUACCGUUACUCCAUGUACAAAGUCGGACCUGUGUUAGCCGUCAGUCAUGGCAUGGGUGUACCAUCAGUAGGAAUACUUUUGCACGAACUCAUAAAACUAAUGUACCACGCACGAGUUAAAGAUCCCGUUUUCUUCCGCAUUGGAACUUGUGGUGGUAUUGGAAUCGAUGGAGGCACUGUUGUCAUUUCUGAAGAAGCAGUUGAUGGAUUGAUGAGGAGCACAUAUGAAACGGCAGUUUUAGGUAAAAUUGUCCAAAGACCUACAAAAUUAGACAAGAAGGUAGUACGAGAACUAAAAGCUUUGGCCGAUCCUGAAGAUCCAUAUGAUACUGUUACCGGCAAAACAAUGUGUACCAAUGAUUUCUAUGAAGGUCAAGGAAGAAUGGAUGGCGCAUUUUGUGAUUUUUCCGAAAAUGAUAAACAAGAAUAUUUCCAACAGCUACAACAAGCGGGUAUUGUUAAUUUGGAAAUGGAAAGCACAGUUUUUGCUGCUCUGACUCACCACGCUGGAAUAAAAGCUGCAGUAGUUUGUGUCACAAUAUUAGAUCGGCUGAAAAGUGACCAGGUUUUGGCUCCAAAAGAAGUCCUAAUUGAAUGGCAGAAUCGUCCACAAACUUUGGUGGCGAGAUACAUAAGAAGAUAUUUAUCAACGAGAGGAAGGUUACUAUCAGAUGGGCAUGGAUCAGUGGCAGUAAAGAGUCCCAGAAGAUUCAAAUUGGUUCAACAGGAAAGUGAGACCUAUGAUUAA